Molecule: messenger RNA, 2782 nt
Organism: Neltuma alba
Lineage: Eukaryota; Viridiplantae; Streptophyta; Magnoliopsida; Fabales; Fabaceae
Product: cyclin-dependent kinase F-4
Exons: 19
Coding region: 1071-2429 (452 amino acids)
Biological process (GO): protein phosphorylation
Molecular function (GO): protein kinase activity; ATP binding
Source: RefSeq, a predicted model, not a curated record
UAAAGCCGGUGGGAAAGCGAAAUUUGCAAUCCUUGGUCCGCACGAAGCAAGAGGGAGAGAGAGAAGGAGUGUCUGGUUUGAGAAUUUAGAUAUUCGCAGUUUGGUGGGAAAAGUGGGCGGAGAGGAAUAUCUGGAUUCCACCUCUUUCGACGGUGGUUAUGCUGCUUGCCGUUCAGGGUGCCCUUAAUUUGAAUUUUGACGAUCUUGUUCUCUCAUUCAAGAUAUGGAGGCAGCUUGUUUCUGGCCAAAUUGCUACAAGUAUCGAUUGCUUUCUUUCCAAGAAGUGCAGGAUUGGCAUAGCUUUGUCCUUGUAGAUUUUCUUCUUGUUUCCUUUGUUAAUUGCACCUAGGGUUCUGUUCCUCUUGGAUGAUCACCAAUGGGUAUGUAAUGCUAGUUCCUUCUGAGACAGGUGCUCCAUCUUUAGUGCACUUGUGCAAUGCAUUGCUGACCCAAAAUCCAGUUAAAACAUCUUGUCAAUCAUCAUCUGGGGGCUGAAGUUUACAGGUUGCUGACUGAAUGUUGGAUGCUUUCUCCAUGUCAAGUAUCGGAUAGGCAAUUACAUUGAAUCAGUGUGCCCUGUAAUCAUUAGUAUUUAAUUCAUUUUCGCUCCUUAUGGAUAUUGGUGUGAACUAAACAUCAGCUACCUGAAGGCUCUGAAACAAUUCCUAUUAGUUUUGGUGAAGUAGCUAUUACUGGAGUUUUGAUGUCCUGGGUCAGUGACGCUAUCUUGAGAUCAAUGCUGUUGCCUUGAUAACUCAUUUUGGUUGGACCUGGGAAGUGUUAAUAUGAUCUAUAGUAUUUGUUCAUCAUUGCCACCCGCAUCUUGCUACCCUUAUGAAGCCAUAGGUCUAUUAAUCAAUAAGGCCGUGCAGCCCUUUCAUCUGAAAGCUUGUGACUUUGAGCCUUCCCAUGCUUUGACAGAAUUGAUGGUGGUUUUUGCUGGAACAGCACCUAUCUGUUGAUACUUCGUAGACUUUCUCGGCAUUGUCUUCAAGAGAUACAUUCUAUUAUCUUGUGUGUUUUCUUACAUCUUUUGAAUAAAGAAAGCUGCUUUGCAGUUCUACGGAAUAAUGGAGAGGUACAGGUUAAUCAAGGAGGUUGGUGAUGGAACAUUUGGGAGUGUCUGGAGAGCUAUUAAUAAGCAAACUGGUGAAGUUGUUGCAAUCAAGAAAAUGAAGAAGAAAUAUUACUCUUGGGAGGAGUGUAUAAAUCUGAGAGAGGUCAAGUCGUUGAGGAAAAUGAACCACCCUAAUAUUGUGAAACUGAAGGAAGUUAUUCGAGAAUGUGACAUUCUAUACUUUGUUUUCGAGUACAUGGAAUACAACCUGUACCAGCUCAUGAAAGACAGGUCAAAGCUGUUUUCUGAAGGCCAAGUUAGAAAUUGGUGUUUUCAAAUUUUUCAGAGUCUUGCUUACAUGCACCAGCAUGGAUAUUUUCACCGCGACCUGAAGCCAGAAAACUUGCUGGUUACCAAGGAUGCUAUUAAAGUUGCUGAUUUUGGUCUAGCACGAGAGAUCAGUUCACAACCACCCUAUACUGAAUAUGUCUCCACACGGUGGUAUCGAGCUCCUGAAGUGCUGCUUCAGUCUUAUCUCUAUGGUCCUGAAGUUGAUAUGUGGGCAAUGGGUGCUAUAAUGGCUGAACUCUUCACUCUCCGCCCGCUUUUUCCUGGUGCCAGUGAAGCAGAUGAGAUCUACAAAAUAUGCAGUGUGAUUGGCAGUCCCACCGUGGAGUCAUGGGCUGGUGGUCUUAAACUUGCAAGGGAUAUCAACUAUCAGUUUCCACAGCUUGCUGGUGUUCAUCUUUCUGUUCUAAUCCCCUCUGCAAGUGCUGAUGCUAUCGACCUUAUGACAGCACUUUGCUCAUGGGAUCCCAGCAAGAGGCCGACAGCUGCUGAGGCCCUUCAGCACCCAUUCUUCCAGAGUUGCUUUUAUAUUCCUCCUUCCCUCCGCACCAAAGCAAUAGCCAGAACUCCUCCAUCCGCUGGGGUGCGGGGAUCGGGGGAUCGCCAUGGGGCUAAGAGAUAUUCAGGUGCUUUGUCUAAUUCGAAGCUAACCAAUAAUUAUCCUCCCACUAAAUUGCAACCUCCUUUUGCUCCAGGUGUACAACGCAAACUGGAUUUGACAAAUGAGGAUGGAAAUAAAACUGAUAAAGCCUUGAAGACUGUCAAACAACCAAAGUAUAGGCCUCCCGGAAAGAACAGCCCAACAUCGAUGAACAAGGGAAGAACAGUACGUGGGGUUGCAGAGACAGCUGAGAAGUUGGCUAAUAUGAGUGUUGGAAUCCGAAAACAAUCUAUGGGAGAAGCUCGACCUCCUCCUCCAAUGAAAGCUGGAGUCCAGUGGGGUUCUGAAUCUAAGAACUUGCUGCCGAGGCCUGCUCAAGUGGUUUCUACUGGAAGAACUUUUCCUAGGAAAGUUGCCGGAUGAGAAAAUACCAGCAAAAUAAAGUUAAUCUUCCUUCCAUUGUUAAAUAUGGUCCUCCAGUAUAUGUUUGCUCUUACCCUUGAACCUUUUGGUUAUCCGCUGGUUUUGCGUUUGAGUGUUUGUAUCUCUUACGGGGUGGGAACUGUGCUGAUUCGCUAGUUUGCUUGUUAUUUUAUAUAUAUUUGGCGAGUUUUAAUGAAUAAAAGGGCGCUACGCUCUUUGCUUGUGUUCAGUUUCGGUUAAUGCUAAGCGUGCAAUGGAAGUUGUAUCAAAACAUAUGAAAUUUUAGUUGCAGACUUGCUCUGUCAGCUACUCUUGAAUUUUACUUCUUGAAUAAUAUGGUAGCGUUCUGUAUU